Molecule: messenger RNA, 1608 nt
Organism: Aspergillus udagawae
Lineage: Eukaryota; Fungi; Ascomycota; Eurotiomycetes; Eurotiales; Aspergillaceae
Product: inositol-3-phosphate synthase INO1
Exons: 3
Coding region: 1-1608 (535 amino acids)
Biological process (GO): phospholipid biosynthetic process; inositol biosynthetic process
Cellular component (GO): cytoplasm
Molecular function (GO): inositol-3-phosphate synthase activity
Source: RefSeq, a predicted model, not a curated record
AUGGCUCCCCACGCAAGCUCGGAUGCUGCUGCCAAUGGCGCCGUGAACGGGUCGGGUCGUACCACCACCACCGGUCCUCUUUUCACCGUCAACUCGCCCAACGUUGAGUACACUGACAACGAGAUCAAGAGUCAGUAUGCUUACCACACCACUGACAUUACUCGCAAUGCCGACGGUAAGAUGGUUGCCACUCCCAAGGUGACCAACUACCAGUUCAAGGUCGACCGCAAGGUCGGCAAGGUCGGUAUGAUGCUGGUCGGUUGGGGUGGAAACAACGGAUCCACGGUGACUGCUGGUAUCCUUGCGAACCGCCGCCGCCUCGUCUGGGAGACCCGCGAAGGCGAGCGCGCUGCCAACUACUACGGCUCCGUUGUCAUGAGUUCCACCGUCAAGCUAGGUACCGAUCGCAAGACGGGUGAGGAGAUCAACAUUCCGUUCCAUGACAUGCUCCCGAUGGUCCACCCCAAUGAUCUUGUCAUUGGCGGUUGGGACAUCAGCAGCAUGAACAUUGCCGAUGCCAUGGAUCGGGCGCAGGUUCUUGAGCCAUCCCUCAAGCAGCUGGUCCGUAAGGAGCUGGCCGAGAUGAAGCCCUUGCCCAGUAUCUACUAUCCCGAUUUCAUUGCUGCCAAUCAGGAAGACCGUGCAGACAAUGUCAUCGAGGGCGACAAGGCGUGCUGGGCUCACGUUGAGCGUAUCCAGAAGGACAUGCGUGACUUCAAGGCUCAGAACGGCCUGGACAAGGUCAUUGUCAUGUGGACCGCCAACACCGAGCGCUACGCUGAUAUCAUCCCCGGUGUCAAUGACACGGCAGACAACCUGCUGAACGCCAUCAAGGCCGGCCACCAGGAGGUCUCUCCCUCUACCAUUUUUGCGGUGGCUUGCAUCUUGGACAACGUUCCGUUCAUCAACGGAUCUCCCCAGAACACUUUCGUUCCCGGUGCUAUCCAGCUUGCUGAGAAGCAUGGUUCCUUCAUUGGUGGUGACGACUUCAAGUCGGGCCAGACCAAGAUGAAGUCUGCUCUGGUUGACUUUUUGAUCAACGCAGGUAUCAAGCUCACCUCGAUCGCCAGCUACAACCACCUGGGUAACAACGAUGGCAAGAACUUGAGCUCCCAGAAGCAGUUCCGUUCCAAGGAGAUCUCCAAGUCCAAUGUCGUUGAUGACAUGGUCGCGGCCAACCACCUCCUGUACAAGGAGGGCGAACACCCCGACCACACUGUUGUCAUCAAGUACAUGCCCGCUGUCGGUGACAACAAGCGUGCUCUGGAUGAGUACUACGCCGAGAUCUUCAUGGGCGGCCACCAGACCAUCAGUUUGUUCAACAUCUGCGAGGACUCUCUGCUUGCUUCCCCUCUGAUCAUCGACCUGGUUGUCAUUGCCGAAAUGAUGACUCGUAUCACCUGGAAGUCGACCGACGACGCCGAGUACAAGGGAUUCCACAGUGUUCUCAGCGUCCUGAGCUACAUGCUCAAGGCUCCUCUGACUCCUCCUGGCACCCCUGUUGUCAAUGCUCUCGCCAAGCAGCGGUCCGCUCUGACCAACAUCUUCCGGGCCUGUGUUGGUCUCCAGCCUGACUCUGAGAUGACCCUGGAGCACAAGCUCUUCUAG